Molecule: messenger RNA, 1746 nt
Organism: Portunus trituberculatus (swimming crab)
Lineage: Eukaryota; Metazoa; Arthropoda; Malacostraca; Decapoda; Portunidae
Product: jerky protein homolog-like
Exons: 1
Coding region: 1-1746 (581 amino acids)
Cellular component (GO): nucleus
Molecular function (GO): DNA binding
Source: RefSeq, a predicted model, not a curated record
AUGGCUGCCAAGCGACCAAGAAGUGAUAGUGCUGUUAGUGAAGCAAAGAAGCGCAAACACAUGACGAUAUCAGUGCAACAGAAGGUGGACUUGUUGAGGGAGCUGGAUGAAGGUGUGUCAGUGCGGGCCCUGUGCCAACACUACAACAUUGGCUCAUCAACUGUGUAUGAUAUUAAGAAACAGAAAAGUCAAAUUCUUAAGUUCUACAGUGAGUCUGAGAGUAAGAAGACCAUGGAGGCUCGUAAAACACUUAGGAAGGCGAAGAGCAGUGACUUAGACAGUGCUCUCAUUCAGUGGUUGAAGCGUCGGCGAGAUGGUAACGUUCCUGUGUCUGGCGAGAUGAUGAGAGCGCAAGCAAAAAUUUUCCACAAUGAACUUAACCUGCAGCAUGAGUGUGAGUAUUCUCAGGGAUGGUUGCAGAAAUUUAAAGCACGUCAUGGAAUUAGUCUACAUCGCAUAUGUGAUGACAAGUCUAGUCCAGAUAAAGACGCAGCUGCCAAAUUUGUGGAUGAGUUCUCCCAGUUUAUUGCACGUGAGAAACUAACCCCAGAGCAGGUAUACAAUGCUGACGAGACUGCUCUGUACUGGCGCCGUCUCCCAGAUCAAACUUUGAUCCGAGAAACAGAGGCAGAAUGUAUAGGUAGCAAAGGCAGUAAGGACAGGGUGUCUGUGCUUGGAUGCAGCAAUGCAGCAAGCACACACAAGACUAAAUUAUUGGUUAUUGGCAGAACUGUGAACCCUAGAUGCUUCAAAGGUGUGAAAGUGUUCCCUGUUAUUUACCGGGGCAACAAAGAAGGACGGAUGACAACUAAAAUCUUUCUCGAAUGGUUUGAGCGAUACUUCGUUCGGGAGGCAAGAGCUCACUGCACGUCAGUUGGCCUAGAUCCUGAUUGCAAAAUUGUUCUUCUGCUGGACAAUUGUUCAUCUCACCCUGAUGCAUCAUUGCUCGUAAAAGAUAAUGUUACGGCUUUGUACUUGCCACCAAACUGCACUUCCCUCAUACAGCCUUGUGGUCAGGGUGUUUUACGGUCUAUGAAGUGUAAAUAUAGAUCAGUGUUCAUGCAUCACGUGCUGCUGGCCGUCAACAAUGGGAAAGAUAUUCCAGCGAUUCAAAGAGAAUUCACGCUUAAGGAUGCGAUCUGGACUAUUGCUCGAGGCUGGCAAGCAGUGACGCCAUCUACCCUGAAAACUGUGUGGCACAAGCUCUGGCCGUCUGUGGUGGUGUCCGACAGUACUAGUGUGAGUAAAGAGAUUGACUUCAAGAGACUUCAAGUUUCUCAAAAGGAGGCUUUUGUCCGUGAAUUAAUGGAGUACGCCAACAGCUUAGUCAACCCCAAAGCUCAGGAGAUGAUCAGGAAUGUGGGGGAAGACAGGUUACUGGAGUGGCUUGAUGCUGAUAAAGAUGCUCCAACGGCUCACCAGGUGAUGGAUUCUGAGAUUGUCCAAAUGGGGAAAAAUGGAGGAAGUGCAACAGCUGACAGUACGGAUGAAGACAGUGAAAAGGAAAGUGACGAUGGUGAAGUGAAAGUUGAAGAACGAGUAUCGAUCGAUCAGUGCAUCCAGAUGACCACGGACUUGAUUGAAGCAUUCCAGCAACGCGACACACUGACGGAUCAAGAAAUCAUGACGCUCUACCUUUGGAAAGACCGUUUCAUCAAAGAAACGCCGAAAUUCAUAAAGCAAACAGCAGAGGACAGCUGGUUCAAGGGAGCUACUUCAGCCAGUCAACAAUCUACAACAAACUGA